CUGUGACCUCAGACGAAUUACAGAAUUUACAUACGCGGUGUUAUUUUGGGGUAUAAAUUUCAAGUUUCUAUUAACCAAUUCCGUUUUGGUUUGAAGGUCUCUUCUGUAGGCUCAGUGAAGUCAACUUCUGUGACCAAGGCAAAGAUGAAGCUUUCUGGUAUAAUAGCAGUGGUUCUGGCUCUGUUUCUCUUUUCUACAGCUGUCGGUAUGUCUGAUUUUGUUAAGCAAAAUUUAUUUCUUUAGUUUGAACAACUGCUCCGGUGAAAACCGAAGAGUUUCUCUACAAACAUGUUGAAAUUACUGCUCAAUAUCCUAAGAACAAUUUAUGAAAUUGUUUCUUCGAUUAUCCUGUAGAGGCAAAUAAAACUGUAUAUUUGCAUUAAUUUGAACAACAGCCCCGAUGAAAUUGAAGUGCUCCUUUUCAAAUAUGUUGCCAUGAUUGACCGAUAUCCUAAGGAGUAUUUAUGAAAACGUUUUGUCAAUUCACUUUGCAGAGGCUGAUACAGAAGAGGACGUUGAACUACUGAUUUUCCACCCCAACACGAGUACUAAACUGUCCAAAUCUGAUGUCCUUAAAAAACUAAAGAAGGCGAACCUCACGGGACAAGGUUUUAAAAAGGGAGUUUCUUAUCAGACCGUAAAGAGUGACGGAAGUUCAACCUAUUUCAAGGCAAGCAUUGCGAUUUUCGCUUAAUUAACCCCGCGAACUCAGUGGAUUAAAUCAUUCAUUCAAAACAACGCCCCAAAAGGCAAAAUUAGGGUUAAUUUCCUCAUUUUUGCAGACCUUCCUUACGUUGUGUCGUUUUACUUUCAUUUCUACAGUUUACAUUUAUUACAAAAUGGAGAUUGACAUGUUAAAGCUAACGAUGGUUUUUUAUCUUUUUCUCAGGCAUCGCACUUCUAUUACAAAUUAGCGAACUGCUCAAGGAUUCCGGAGAUUGAAAAAGAGUUGGAAAAAUUGAUACCCGGUACUGAUUGAUAACAUAAACUAAGACAUCUUCUCCCUGUGAAAAAUGGCUCUGUCAUUAAUUCAAUUGUUGGUUUUCACAUGACGUCACUAAAAUUCAAACUUCAAAACUAUCGAUCCUUCUGAGAUUUUACUUUCAUGAUGUAUGAGAGCAGCUGAAAACUAAUUUUCAUACAAAUUUUCGUUUCGAAAGGGGUGUCAAUAAAACACGGGGGCAGGGUCGGGGUCGGAGCCGUGGUUGGGGUCUAUUAUAUAUUUUUUUGAAGAAUGCUGUUUUAGGGUUAGGGUUAGGAUUAGGGUUAGAUAGGUUAGGUGUUAGAUUUAGUGUCAACCCUGACCCUAAAACACCAUACUUUAAAAAAAAGUUGGACCCCGACUCCGACCCGGGCCCUGACCGCGCGUUUUGCUCACACCUUUUCAAAAGGGUUCGUGGUUUUGUGAUAGAGUAUGCUUGAAUUUCUACGCUUUCGCGUGACGCGGCAUCAUGAUAUGACGGCCAAGAUCGAGAGAGUUGUCUGCUGUCUUUGUAGGUUAAAAAAGUGACUUAUUUCGGGGCAUUUUGCUAUCUAAACAGUUCACAUAUUAGAAAAAGUAUUACUUUAAUGUUUAUGAGUUACUCAAGGAAUAAAUUUACGCUUUUGUAGGAAAACUCGGUAACAGAUGUUUCAACAACAACAACAACACCAAAAGCUUUAUUUGCAUGACCAUAAAGGAAUUACAGUAUUGCAAAAGCUAUUAAUCUAAAUUUAAGUACUAAUUCAACUAAUUAGUACGUGCAAAACAUUACAAAACGUGACAGUUCUCAUUCAUUCAUUCAUUGAUAUUAAUUUGGUCCUUAAUUCAAAGCACUGCGAGAUAAAUGAAACUAAUUGACAGUUAAUUAAAUAAUCAGAAGAAUUCAUAAGAAGAGAUAUUAAAGUAUCGUGUGAAAGUGAUUUGAUGUUUCUGUUGGUUCCCGGCCGCCGUGUUGGUGCCCAUCCGGUUGGGCACCAGCACGGCGUCUCCAUACAAAUCUCUAUAAAUUUGGGUAACACAUUUCUUCAGAUAUCUCGUAUACGAAAUAUCGAUACUCCUCUGACCUAAAUCUCCUUUCAUUUCUCAGACUGCGUUGCGUAUGCAUUCUUCGCGUUUGGCUCACUUACAGUGCAUGUGAAGCUAAAUUCUUAGACAAAGUCCUUGCCAUGCACAAAUCAAGGACGAAAAACGCCCGGGGUGGUACUUUUGGAAUUUUUGGCCGGGGAUGUGCCGCUGGGACCCUGGAACCCUUUGCCGGUACCAGAGCUAGUUGAGCGGAAUUUUGCUACCUUACUAGACGUGACUCCCCAAGUUCCCCGCCCCCUAUCCUAGAGUAGCUUUUAGGCUGAGUUGCGUAAAUUUAAACUUGCGGAUUUGAUUUUUUGAAUUGAAUUUUGCGUGGCAAUUCCCGGUUUCCCUAGUCUAGACUAAAAUCUUCAACCAAUUGAUCAGUUUCCGGGAAAAUGAUACCCUAUUCUAGACCCAAACUCUCUAAUUUAUAUACUCUAUCCCAGAGAAAACUGCUCGAAAACCAUACUCUUCACAGCAGCAUAGCCCGCAUAUCUGGCAGAGCCCCCUGGGGGGAGAAAAGUCUUCAAGAGUUUUUUUGCCUCGAUUUCGGAAAGGAAUUAAGGGGAAAUAAUUAUAAAGGGAAAUGCAUUUCAUUUUUAUGCCCAUGAUAUCCGGAUAUAAAUCUCUUCUUUUCCUCCAUCCCUUUUAGUUCACGAUCCGGCCUAGUCGCCGCAUUUAAUCGUCCGAUUUAAUAUGGCACGGGACUUGUAGUAAGUCUAUAUAUUCAGAGGAGAGCAUAUAUCUUGCACAACUAAGAGAGUUAACAAUAAUACUGUUAUAUGUACUAAUAUUUCUCUCCGGCGGUUAAUUCUCAGGUGUUUUUGGAAAUGAUGUGACAAAUCGGCCAAAAACGGAACUGCAAUACUGGCGUCGUUUGUACAAUAUGGAUCAGUGUAAAGUAGGACUGGAGGUUGUUUUCAAAGAGGUUGACGACACUUACCAGCAAAUGAAGCGUUUUCUCUUUGGCAAGAAAUCAAAAAGUAAAUCCGGUGGGAAAUCAGUGACAGUGGGGCUAAAAGUCAAAGGGAAGGCCAUUGUGAAAGGUGCUGUGAAAGGCGCAGUAAAAGGUGCAGUGAAAGGUGCAGUGAAAGGCGCAGUGAAAGGCACAAUAACAGGUGCAUUAGCAGGCGGACCGGCUGGCGCAGUGGCAGGAGCAGCAACAGGAGCAGCGACAGGGGCAGUGGAAGGCGCAGUGAAAGGCGCGGUGAAAGGCGCAGUGAAAGGCGCAGUGAAGGGCGCAGUGAAGGGCGCAGUGAAAGGCGCAGUGAAGGGUGCAGUGAAAGGGGCGGUGAAAGGUGGUGUGAAAAGCGCUGUGAAAGGCAGCCGCCGUCGUAGCACUAGCAGCCGUGGUCGCAGCACUAGCAGCCGCCGUCGGAGCACUAGCACCCACAGCAUUGGGGCUAGUCAUGAGUUCUGGGGGAUUAAAUAGCUGUCGGAUAUAUUUCAAGAAGUUGGUCGAUUGUAGCUCUGCUCAAACAAC
Messenger RNA from Porites lobata, 3533 nucleotides. NCBI's taxonomy places the organism in Eukaryota, Metazoa, Cnidaria, Anthozoa, Scleractinia, Poritidae. The record is from the annotation of a GenBank genome assembly.